Molecule: messenger RNA, 637 nt
Organism: Tetrahymena thermophila SB210
Lineage: Eukaryota; Ciliophora; Oligohymenophorea; Hymenostomatida; Tetrahymenidae
Product: DHHC zinc finger protein
Exons: 2
Source: RefSeq, a predicted model, not a curated record
AAUAAAUUAAUUUUAAAAUAUUAUGGAUAAUAAAAAAUUAAUGAAAGUACCAACUAAAGUAGAUUCUGAGUUGGGAAAUUUUCUAGUAUACAAUGAAAAUGCUUAAGGAAUAAAAUUUAAGACUCUUUUUGAGGACAAACGUACAAUUAUAGUAUUUAUACGUCAUUUCUUUUGCUAUGUUUGCUAAGAUUUUGUGAGAGCUCUUGCACAAGAUAUUAACUUUGGCGAUCUAAAAUAAAAAAAUAUAAACCUCUAUGUUGUUGGGUGUGGAGAAAUAAGUGGAAUUAAAAAUUUUUCAUUAGAAACAAAAUUCCCUAGUUAACUUAUAUAUGUUGACACUUAACGCUUCACCUAUAAUAAAUUAGGAAUGAUGAGGGCUGAAACUAUUUCCUAAGUAAGAUCAGGAAAGAAAUCAGAGGACACAAAAACUUCUACUUUUUGCGGUUUAUGCAAAACUGCUUGCAGUAUUAUUACUAAGAAAAGGCAAGGAGACAUUUAUCAAUUAGGAGGAACUUAUAUAUUUGAAACAGAUGGAAAAAUAAUUUACACCUUUGUAGAUGAUAGCUCAAAUGGACAUUGCAGUUCCAAAGAAAUUUUAGAUCUUAUUUAGAAAUAUAGUUAGAAUAUAGAAAAUUGA